CUGCGGCUGUGCAGUGAUGUCUCUCUCUCUCUCUCUCUCUCUCUCUCUCACACACACACACACACUCAUACUGUCUCGGCUGUUCACAUUCCCUGAUAGAAGUACCAAGAAAAUAAUCGUUCAUUGAUUCAUCGCAUCGGACAGCAUGGCCUCUGGUGUCACAGUCAAUGAUGAAGUCAUUAAAGUCUUCAAUGACAUGAAAGUACGGAAGUCCUCGACCUCAGACGAGGUGAAAAAGCGCAAAAAGGCAGUGCUGUUCUGCCUCAGCGAUGACAAGAAGAAGAUUGUCGUUGAGGAGGGCAAGCAGAUCUUAGUAGGAGACAUUGGAGAGACUGUUGACGACCCCUACGCCUGCUUUGUGAAGCUCUUACCUCUUAAUGACUGCAGAUAUGGCUUAUAUGAUGCCACUUAUGAAACUAAAGAGUCUAAGAAAGAAGACUUGGUAUUUAUAUUUUGGGCCCCUGAAGGUGCACCGUUAAAAAGCAAGAUGAUAUAUGCUAGCUCAAAAGAUGCCAUUAAGAAGAAGUUUACAGGUAUCAAACACGAAUGGCAGGUUAAUGGUUUAGACGACAUUCAGGACCGCUCAACCCUGGCGGAAAAGUUGGGAGGAAGUGUGGUUGUAUCGCUGGAGGGGAGACCAUUGUAAACUGAACAGCCAUGUGCCAUCUGGAUUCCACACGCUUUCAUCUUAGCAGCUGUCUCUAUCAUUUGAUCCCGAAGGAAUAGUCCUAGUUUGUUCCCUUUUUCUUUCUUUUUUUUUAAGUUUUUUUUUUUUUCAACAUUAAGGAGAUCUCAUUAACAUAUGACAUUAAAAAAAAAACAUUAACGUAACAUAACACACACACAAAUCUACCAGCUGAAUGCCAGCUUACUUUUGCAGUUUGUGGUAAUUUUUGUACGUCCCCGAAGAACGUUCUGUCUCCCUCUGUGUUUUGCCAAACAACAGUAGAAAGCUUGGAUGAUCACAAAUAUUAACCAGCAAACACUAAGUUGAUAUCUUUAUGUAUUUUCAGAGAUAUUCUAUUAUGCUGUAAGAGAACUAUAUGAUAAUGCUGUAUGUUAAUGCCUCACAGCAAUGCAUUAACCAGUGACAAGCACUUUACAAGUCUGAAACUAUUUAUUUGAACUCUUCUACCUAAUCUGGCUCAUUUGACAUGGAAAACACGUUAAUUUUAUGCAGAUAAACAAAGCACUUUUCGUUUUUACACCAUCAAUUGAAGGAGGACUUUCUGUCUGGAAUUUCUGUGUCUGUCAACCCGGAAUAGAAGUUACCACAGCUUUCAUUCCUGUUACGCAUAUGGACAUAAACAGAUGGGUUUGAACUGUUCCAUUGCAGCCUUUGAUUCAAAUGCACCACAGAACAUGAAGGCCUAGCUGCUUGGAAUGUUUUUUUUUUUUUUUCUAUUAUUUUUUUUUAACACUACAUGAAAAUACAAUAUUAUCUGUAAUGAUGGCAAUAAUUGCAGCCUGAAGUGAAACUUUGUUUUUGAGAUCGAGGAAGGUGCCACUUUGAAAUAAAAUCUUGUGGCAGAA
This is a messenger RNA of Ctenopharyngodon idella (grass carp), 1533 nucleotides long. It is a transcript of the gene cfl2, whose product is annotated as cofilin 2 (muscle). The transcript is spliced from 4 exons. Gene Ontology annotation, cellular component: cytoplasm; actin cortical patch; actin cytoskeleton. Gene Ontology annotation, molecular function: actin filament binding. Gene Ontology annotation, biological process: actin filament severing; actin filament fragmentation; cell motility. Bases 146 to 646 code for a protein of 166 amino acids. The record is from RefSeq and is a predicted model, not a curated record. Lineage: Eukaryota; Metazoa; Chordata; Actinopteri; Cypriniformes; Xenocyprididae.